GAAGCGUAGUUAUGAAUUAUGCGUGAACUAAUGUGAAAGUAUGAAAAGUAAUCUUAAUAAUUUUUACAAUAAUGUUUGCAUAAUUCAUGUUUAUUAGAUAACCUUAUUAAGUAAAAUUUAAAUUAUACGUUUAUUGUAAUUAAUAGUGGUUGUUGAUACGCGAAAGUUAAUGUUUACAAGCUAUUGAACAAAAAUGCACGAAAUGAAUUUUUAUUUACUCUUUAAGUAGGAAAAUAUAGAUUAUUUGUUGAAGUUACAUAUCAUCGAUAAUGGCACCGAGACGAGCUGAAGACAUACAUGUUAAAAGAGUAGCAGCUUUAGGUUGCAAGUUGCCUGAUCAACUACCAGCAGGAGAAAUACUUACAGAUAUUACUCAAAACAAAUGGAAAUUAGGACAUACGAUAGGAUAUGGUGGAUUUGGUGACAUAUAUUUAGCAUCAAAUGAUAUUUACGCACCUGUAAGAGAAGAUGCAAAAUAUGUUAUAAAAAUUGAACCACAUAAUAAUGGUCCAUUAUUUGUUGAAAUGAACUUUUACAUAAGAGCAGCUCGUAAAGAUAUGAUUGAGAAUUGGUGUAAAUCACAAGGAAAGAGACGAAUAGGUGUUCCAACGUAUGAAGGAUCUGGCUCUCAUAUAUAUCAAGGUCAAAAAUAUAGAUUUUUAGUAAUUCCAAGAUACGGCAUAGAUGUUGGAAAAUUGUUUAUAUCGAAUGGAGGAAAAUUGCCUAUGAAAUUUGUUAAUAGACUAACUAUUCAAAUGUUAGAUGCUCUUGAAUAUAUUCAUAGUCGAGGAUAUGCUCAUGCAGACAUUAAGGGAUCAAAUAUUUUAUUAUCAUUGAGCAAGGAAGAUAUCAAUGCAAAAAGAUCACAGGCACAUUUAGUUGAUUAUGGGCUAGCCUAUCGUUUUCGUACAGGAUUAGGUAUACAUAAACCAUUUGUUCACGAUGAAAGAAGAGCACACGAAGGAACAUUAGAAUUUACAUCAAGAGAUGCACACCAUGGAACACAUUCAAGAAGAGGAGAUUUAGAAACUCUAGGAUAUAAUGUAUUGCAAUGGUUAUCUGGUAAAUUACCCUGGGAAAAAGAAGAUGGUAGUUUGACAAUGGAUCCAGAAGAAGUCCAUGCGCAAAAAGAAAUUUUACUCUCAAAUAUACCAUUGUUCAUGCAUAAAUGUUUCCCUUAUAAGAAAAAACCACCUGCUGCCAUCGUGGAAUACAUGACUUAUAUUACUGAAUUGGGAUUCGAAACUAAACCUAACUAUUCCUAUCUACGUAGUCUAUUUCAAACUGGUUCUAACCAAAAAAAUGACGUUCCUACAUGUUUAUAUCGUGUAAGAGAAUCUAAUGAAAAUAUUUCUUGUCCCAUCUCUUUCAAACGACCGUAUUUAAGAGAAAGAAAGCCAUGUAAACCUGUUAAUGGCGAGAUACGUAUAACACGAAAUACGCAACCUAAAACUUCAAUUGAAAGAAAAGAGUUUUGUUGGGAAGCAGUAUUAGCAUUACAUCCUGAUAAACUUGCAAAAAUUACUGUACAAACUUUGCCUUCGUCACUCACUCCCCCAACACCUCUUACUCCACCACCAUCUCCACCACCUCCAUCCUUACCUACGUAUGCUAUGUUAAGUGUAAUUCAAAGAAUGAAAGAAAGACAAUCUGGGACAUUGCGAUAUAGAUCACUACCAAAAUCCACAGACGAUCUUAAGGCGAAGUGUAUGACACCAGCCAUGGAACAAAUUAUUCAAUUGAGAAAGAAGAUUCCAUCGGCGCUUUCUUUAUCUAAAGUUUCACCGCGUUUGACUCGUUCCCGAGUGGCUAAAUUAAAGCGACUUGGGAAUAAGAAAUCACACAAGAAAAUACACAGUAAUAAAAGGAGGAAAUGUCCACCAUCAUAAACAGGAUUGAUUUUUCUGACUAUUGUUCCAGUUUUCAUUCCUUGGAUAAUGGAAUUUUGAGCAAGUUAUCUAAAUAAUGGAUGUAUGAUUAAGUAUUAUUCUCAAUUAGUUUAUUUAGAUUUUAUAAGAAUAUACUCUUGAUGUUCCUGUUAACAGGACAAAAUUUCAUUCAUUAGUAAUGCCUCAAGUGCUUAGUGCACUACUUUUUGUAAGACUGCUUUAUCAUGAUUUGUUAUUAAACAAAUAAUAUGAUUAAUAUAAGAUUUUUUUUAAAUAAUUGAAUAACGAACAAAUAAUUACAAGUAGUUGAGAUAAUAGUUAUAGAAAUUACACUGCUUCCUUUUAGCAAAUGAUUUCAGUAUAAUUGGAUUAUGCCUUGUUCAU
Molecule: messenger RNA, 2273 nt
Organism: Colletes gigas
Lineage: Eukaryota; Metazoa; Arthropoda; Insecta; Hymenoptera; Colletidae
Product: serine/threonine-protein kinase VRK1-like
Exons: 10
Coding region: 270-1889 (539 amino acids)
Biological process (GO): peptidyl-serine phosphorylation; signal transduction
Cellular component (GO): cytoplasm; nucleus
Molecular function (GO): ATP binding; protein serine/threonine kinase activity
Source: RefSeq, a predicted model, not a curated record